This is a messenger RNA of Rodentolepis nana, 1824 nucleotides long. The record is from the annotation of a GenBank genome assembly. Lineage: Eukaryota; Metazoa; Platyhelminthes; Cestoda; Cyclophyllidea; Hymenolepididae.
AUGUACGCAGAUGCGAAUCCACCAGGAACCUACUAUGAGGGAUAUGAAGAUCCAGGAGACGGUUACGUUGACGAGGAUGAUGAGGGAGAAAUUCCGAUUGCCGAACGCGAAUUAGCCGAAGAUGCUGAAUGGAAGCUAAUUCAGAAGAACACCUUUACUCGUUGGGCCAACGAGCACUUGAAGAACAAGAGCAGUUCUGUGGACGACAUUCAGUACGAUUUUGCCGAUGGUUUGCGGCUCAUCGAUCUGAUAGAAUCCCUUUCGGGUCAGACGUUUCGUCAUGUCAAUCGAAAACCGAGUUUUCGAACUCAGAAACUGGAAAAUGUCACCAUGGUUCUGAGAUUUUUGGAAGAGAAUGAGGGAUUGCGAUUGGUUAAUAUCGAUAGUACAGAUAUCGUUGACUGCCGAUUGAAACUCAUCCUGGGUUUGAUCUGGACCUUGAUCCUUCAUUAUUCGAUCACCCUUCCACUCUGGGAAGGCGAAGAUUACAAUCAAGGAAGUUCCGGACCUACGCCAAAGCAGCGUCUCCUGUCAUGGUUGAAUUCAAAAUUAAAUGAACGACCUGUCAAGAACUUCACAACUGACUGGAACGAUGGUACAGCAAUUGGUGCUCUUGUGGAUGCUUGUGCUCCUGGCCUGUGCCCUGAUUGGAGAGACUGGGAGCCUAAACAAAAGUUGAGAAAUGCAACUGAAGCCAUGAAUGCGGCAGAACAGUGGCUGGAUGUUCCACAGCUCAUUAGACCCGAAGAAAUGAUAAAUCCACGCGUGGAUGAGAAAGCUAUGAUGACAUAUUUGAGUCAGUUCCCAAGCGCGAAACUCAAAGAUGGAGCACCACUGAGACCAAGAGCCAAUCCCGCUAGCGUCAGAGCCUAUGGACCCGCCUUCUUUUGGAUGGAAUUUGGUUUCCAGUACCUGAUCGAAGUUAGAGUUGACCACGCUGUAUUGGACGAAGCUGCUAAACUAUUCAGUCAACAGCGCCGGUCAAGGAAGGCGGAUUCCGAGAAGAAGAAGAAUAUUAGAUUCCGCGGCUUAGCCGUUUGUGCUUGUUUCUCCAGACAGCGCUUCGCUUGUCUGCUCUUCCUUCUCGGUCCCAGAUCUCCCGCGCCAAGAACACAAUUCAAAGCAUUCGCUGAAAACGACACGGAUAUUGAUUGGCAGUUGCCAGAAAAUCACCUUAAGGAGAAUAGUCUUGAGCCGCGUGGAAACAAGGUCGGAAUGCCCGCUCGAUUCACCAUCGAUGCUUCUUCAGCUGGAAAGGGGUCAGUUGAAGUCAUUGUCCUGAAUCCUAAAGGUCAACGCGAACCUUGCGACAUCGUUCCGAACACCGAUCGACCUAACACCUACUCUUGUGCCUAUGUCCCUACUCAAGCCGGGGAGUAUCGCGUCAUCAUUAAGUUUGCUACCAAGGAAAUCAUGAACUCACCCUUCAAGGUUAUGGUUGAGGGAGCUGCAGAUCCCAGCAAGGCGACUGCCUCCGGUCCGGGUAUUGAACCUCAAGGCAAUCAAGUCGGCCGUCGAACCUUCUUCAAUAUCUUUACAACUGGGGCCGGAGAGGGGGUUGCAGAUUGUGUGAUCCUUGAUCCACAAGGACGUCAAGACGUGAUCAAACCAAAUAUCACCCGUCAAAGUGAAGACAACUACCUCGUUGAGUAUACACCAAAAAUGGAAGGUCUGCAUUCAGUCAACGUCUUCUUUGCUGGUCAACAAAUUCCGAAUUCUCCAUUUGGCGUUAUGGUUGGACCGCGUAAGUAUAAGACAAGAUCAAUUUUGGACCGAUCUCUUAUUCCAUUUCAUGAUUCUUACGCAUUCACUUUAUCGAUUUAA